Messenger RNA from Stegastes partitus (bicolor damselfish), 4684 nucleotides. RefSeq names its product trafficking protein, kinesin binding 1b (gene trak1b). The transcript is spliced from 18 exons. Gene Ontology annotation, molecular function: myosin binding; GABA receptor binding. The annotation marks the transcript as partial. The record is from RefSeq and is a predicted model, not a curated record. Gene Ontology annotation, cellular component: cytoplasmic vesicle; mitochondrion; dendrite. Lineage: Eukaryota; Metazoa; Chordata; Actinopteri; Pomacentridae. Gene Ontology annotation, biological process: endosome to lysosome transport; neurogenesis; protein targeting.
CAGUCCAGCCAGCUCGACACCCACCCGGCACCUCCCGACUGCAGGGACGCCGAGACCAUCACAGAUGUGUGCAACAGCACCGACCUGCCAGAGUUUGAGAUCAUCAGUCUUCUGGAGGAGCAGCUGCCUGUGUACCGGUUGCGGGCCGACACCGUCUACGGCUACGACCACGAUGACUGGCUGCACACCCCCCUGGUCGCGCCGGACGCCAGGCUCGACCUGACCACCGAGCAGAUCGAAGAGACCCUCAAAUACUUUUUGCUAUGUGCAGACAGAGUGGGCCAGAUGACGAAGACCUACAAUGACAUUGAUGCUGUCACACGUUUGUUGGAGGAGAAAGAGAGAGACCUGGAGUUGGCUGCAAAGAUCGGCCAGUCGCUUCUUAAGAAGAACCGAAGUCUGACUGAGCAGAAUGACUAUUUGGAGGAACAAGUGGGGCAAAUCACGGAGGAGGUGGCCCAGCUGCACCAUGAGCUGAACCUGAAGGAUGAGCUGCUGCAGUUUUACACCAAUGCAGCUGAGGAGAGCGAGGACGAGUCCAGCAGCUCCCCAACGGGUAAAAAGACCAAAGUGGAAACAGCCUCUGGAGGCUUUGUGAGUGACACACUCCAGAGGAAACUCAAAGAGCUCGAAGAAGAAAACCUGUCGCUGCGCUCCGAGGCUAAUCAUCUAAAAUCAGAGACCGAAACCUAUGAAGAAAAGGAGCAGCAGCUUGUCAAUGACUGUGUCAAAGAACUCAGGUUGUCCAGUCUCCAAAUCUCUACCAUAGCAGAAGAACUGGCGCGUAAGACUGAGGACGCUUCACGGCAGCAAGAAGAGAUCACACACCUCCUGUCUCAGAUAGUAGAUCUUCAGAAGAAAGCCAAAUCUUAUGCAGUGGAAAACGAGGAGCUCUCUCAACACCUGAUGGCAGCUAAAGAUGCUCAGAGGCAGCUUACAGCAGAGCUCCAGGAGUUGGAGGAGAAGUACUCCGAGUGUAUCGAGAUGCUGCAUGAAGCUCAAGAGGAGCUGAAGAACCUGAGGAACAGAAACUACCCUGCAGGAACCCCCCGCCGCUACCACCCGCUGGGACUGUACCCAAUGGAUUCUCUGGCCGCUGAGAUUGAAGGAACCAUGAGGAAGGAGUUGAGUAUGGAUGACCCCGAGUGUGAAGAACAGAAGGUCCAUCGGAAGCGUGUGUUUGAGACGGUCAAGAACGUGAACCAGACAGUCCGUCAGCGAUCACUGACUCCAACCAGCUCCAACAUCCCGGGCUCCAACCAGUCUCUUUCAGCUCGAACAUCGCCCCAGUCUAGCGGCCUCACCACUCCCCACUCCACUAUGUAUGGAGGUGACCUCGGCGGAGACAGCUUUGCCCUUGACAACCGAACACAGAGCAUUUUGAUGGAGACGGCAUCCAACCAGGACAGCACAGAGGGCCGAGAGAAGAAGGCGACCGGUGCUGAGGAUCUUCGGCUAGCUCUGCGCCGUCUGUCUCUGCGACGACAAAACAACUUGAGCGAGAGGCGCUUCUUUGAAGAGGAGAGAGAGCGGAGACGAGGAGGACACACCGGACUCCAGGACGCCCUGGGCCAGGACAGCGUGUUGACCCCCUCCGAAAGCAUCAUGUCACUCGGAAACCUCCAUCUGUGGGCCUCACGAGGACCCUACCUCCCUGAUAAACUCCAGAUCGUCAAACCCCUUGAAGGCUCUGCCACCCUGCACCACUGGCAGCAGUUAGCUCAGCCUCACCUUGGUGUGAUUCUGGAUGCCAGGCCGGGAGUCGUGCCAAAAGGCUACAGACCGCUCGAACUAGAGCUGGAGCAGGUGUACCCGUGGGGUGGCUUUGAGGAGGAUGAACCAGGAGAGCAAUACUUCCAGAAUCUGCCCACCUCCACAGCUUCUGCCUCCCCGGCCGUUCCCUCCACCUCCAGCACGGGAGACGCAAACCUCGGGCAGCCUCCGCCCAGCCUCGCUCCACCUUCUCCGCCUUCUCCAUCGCCGUCACCUCAUCUUAGCAACACCGACGCUCUGGCCGCAUACUACCCAGGUAAAUGCAUGGCCCACACCAGCUCCACCUACACCUUUACAACCUGUCGGAUUCUCCACCCGACUGAUGAGCAGACGCGGGUGACGCCCAGUCUAAACCCAGUCCCUGCGUCGUCCUCCUGCGUGAUGACCAGCACUCUGUUGGGUACUCCUGCUGCUACUCCCUGCACGCCCCGCAGGCUCAGUCUCAGGCCCUCUGAAUCCUCAACUAACCUCAGAGAUGCAACACGCACCACCAGCACCUCCCUGGGGUUAGUGCGCCUUCUCCAGGAGAGAGGAAUCUCAGCAGCCAUGUAUCACCAGAGCCAGGGCCUGGAGUACGGUCAGGGCAGCGGAGGAGUCCUCUUCAGCACCUCCAUCGCCCCGAACCGACCGCCCAAUCCUGACCCUCUGCGUCCCUCAACCCCUCCGAACUCCCCCACAAGACAGGGAGCUUCAGCUGUGCCAACCUCCGCGGGCUUCGACUUCAAGAGUCCCUCCUAUGACAACUUCCUGGCCUCCAAACCGGCCCGGUCCAUUCUGAAGGAGGUGACGGAGGGGAAGAGAGGCCGGCAAAGAGGGAGGGACUGUGAGAGCCAAACAGACGUUAGCGUGACCGUCCACAACCUCAACCUGCUGGACAAGGUCAAGCGGCUGGGCGUGGCUGGAGCUCAGGGGGGGAGAGCAGUGAGUCCUAGUCCCAUCCUGGGGCCUCUGGGUGGGCUGCGUAGAUCCGGCUCCCCUUUUGGGCCCGAUGGAAUGAGGAGGAACCGGAGUUAUCCAGGCAUGGUUGGAGCCAGCAUGGUCAUGAAAGCCCCGGGCCCUCAAGAGUAGUCUGGACUGCUGUUGGCCUUUAGGGUAGCAGAGAUGGAGCCAGACGGGGCGAAGGACCGACUGCUGAGCAGCCACCUGGAGCCCAAACACGGACUGACGAUGUUCAUAUGAACACAACAUGGUACUACUGAUCAGUUUGGAAUCACUACUGUGGUUCCACCUGAACGCUAUCCACUCUUUAAUGCUUUGAAGUGACAAGUCAUGCUUAAAAUACAAGCAAAAUAGCUGAAAGAGUUAAUUCACCCAAAAUACAGAAGACAGAAACCAGUCAGUCACAACAUUAGAACCACUGACCUAAGACUGUGUAGAUGUGGUGGGCCACUUUUUGUGAUGUGAUGGGGCACAAUGUCCUGCAGCGUCCUCGCUUAGCAACAAUGUUUAGGUACAUGCCAAAGUAGCAUCCACAUGAAUGCCAGGACUUUGAGAUAAUCAAUGACAUACCCUUCACCCGUCAGUGGUUUUAAUGUUGUAGCUGAUCAGUGUAUUUUCUGACAUACCUCUCCUGGUAUGGAGCCAUAUAUAUACACAGCAGUUUUUGCUUUUAUGUGCCCAGAUUUUACGAUAUCCCUUAAACGAAUGGUUGACUUAGCAAUUUCUCGGUACAAGCAUUUACAUGUAAACACCUUUGCAUAGUCCACUUCUAUAUCUUGACAGCAGUUUGCAAAGACAUGCACAAGCCCUUUAGACAGAUUUUUAAUCAUUUUGAUGAUCUUCUGAUUAUAAUGUUACCACCCCAGAGUUUAAUUUGUCAAAUGCUUGAAGGCCAAACCUCAACUGAUAAAUCUCCCCAAAUUAAGACGUACCAUAGACAUGUUCCCUUUCUCAGAGCUUUGUACUUCAUACGCCGAUAUUUAAAAAUCUGGACAUGCAAAACCAAUUUUAUGUAAUUUCAUUUUACAUAAUUGGGUGAACUGACCCAUUAAAAUGAGAAUAUAUUGAAAGAGAGUGACUGAGAUAUCACUCAGAUGCCUGCUUUGGAGACUGACUCUGCUGGCUAGAUGUAGUACUCCCACUCUUGCCUUUUCUGAAGCGCAUCCACAAAAUCCCACACACAUCCGGACAUACACAGGUGCACACUGUUAAAUCUUCCAUUGCACUGGCUGGGCUAUUUGUAGUCGCUGUAGCACUAAACCACGCUUUUCUUAUUCAGUGUAAGUGGGAUAAAAUCCACAUUUUAUAACUGAGGAAAACUUUUACACCAAAAUUCAUAAAAACAUGUCAUCGUCUCCUUCUCUCUCUCUCUCUGACCCUCACCUUAAUCCCUCUUGAAGUGAUUAGGUUUGAGUCUGACACAAGUACUUUCAACAAAUCACUACAUAGAUUUUAUGUCAGUAUUAAAGAUGCACUGGUUUACUUUCUUAAUUGGCCAUUAGAUGGGGAAGUUGAUGGUGCUUCCACUGAACUGAAAGGAUCAAUACGCUGAAGCCGCAGCUCACAAAGAACACAGAGAGAGAGAUGAGGGAAGUGAUCGGGGCUAGUCAGCCGUCACGGUCAGAAGCUUUUUUUUUCUUAAGGUUUUGUCAGAGAAAUGAAGCAAUAUAGUGCCUCAGCCUUUUGUGUUUCAUGAUUUGUGUCUCUCAUGCAGCUGUGAAGUAGCUCACACAACCAUAGUUGCACUUGUAUGUAUUUAUUUUAAAAAAUCCUACCCUCAACUGAAACAAUUUUUCAAGAAAAUCACAUUGUCUUACACACUGUAUAUACUGUGUUCAUCGUCACUGAAAUGUCAGCACUUAUAAAUGAACUGUUAUGUGUAGUGCAUAACCAAGAAACACACAUCACUGUAAGUAUUGGGGUGAGCAUGUAAUCAGGGUUUUUUCCAAAUAAAAAGUCAUCAAACAAUCUU